AUGAACGAUAAUUAUAUUUUGCUUUAUGGAGGUGUAUCGGGUUGCUUUUCUGAAAUAGUAGGAAAUUUAUCAAAUUUCUGGUAAUAUACAGGACAUUAUCAUUCAGCUAAUCCAUUUUUAUGUUCAAGUGGAUUGUUUAAAGAUUGGGAUUAGAAAAUGAAGUAAUUUAGCAAAUUAUAGAUAGUUUUAUUCAAAAUAGAUUUCUAAAUAAACACGAGUUCAAAAGACUAAUAAAAUAACUUUUACAUGAUGUAAAGUGGAACUCAUUAACAUGGUGUUUAAGAUUUUAUAUAAAGGAAAGGUCUUAUAGAAAUAUCGUUAAAGAAAAUUCAAAUGGUAUAUAGCCUGUCAGGUAUUUUACAAAUAAAUAAGUUUAUUUCUGCAUUCUUUUGUAUUUGGUAGCGCUGCUCAACUUUGCUGCUCAUCUUUAUUUUCAAUACGGAACUUUCUUAGGAGUGAAUAAUUUUUUAGUUUCUAACAAGUCUCUAUUAGAGUAAUAUAAUUUGGAACAUUAUUUGGGUAAAACUAAUUUAUGAUUUAAUUAGAAUUUAUGACAUGCUUAAGGGUAUAAUGA
Paramecium octaurelia is the source of this 574-nucleotide messenger RNA. The record is from the annotation of a GenBank genome assembly. Lineage: Eukaryota; Ciliophora; Oligohymenophorea; Peniculida; Parameciidae.